AACCAUAGAUUCGCCGGAAGACUCAAGGAUAUGGCGAUCAACGAAGGGGGAUUCAAAUCGACGACGGUGGGGGCUGCUCGUUCUCUUCAAGAGACUCCCACUUGGGCUCUAGCCACUGUUAUCUUGGUCUUCGUCGCCGUCUCUAUUCUACUCGAGCAUCUCAUCCAUCUUCUUUCCAUUGGACUUAGGAAACAUAGGAAAACAUCCUUGCUUGAAUCUACAGAAAAACUCAAAUCAGUGUUAAUGGUGUUAGGGUUCAUGUCGCUGAUAUUAACGGUGAUUCAAGGACCAGUUUCUAAAAUCUGUGUGCCCACAAAGUAUGCCAAUCGAAUGCUGCCUUGUCAUAGAAUCAAACUAAGCACUCGUGAUGAUCCCGCCUCUGGUCAAUGCUCUUCCAAGAAAAAUACACCAGUAAUUUCACGAGAAGGGUUGAAUCAGCUGAGUUUCUUCAUCUUUGUGCUGGCCGCUAUGCAAAUUGUAUUUAGCCUUGCCACUAUGGGCCUUGGUAGGGCUAAGAUGAGGAGAUGGGAAUCUUGGGAGAAGGAAACACAGACGGUGGAGUACCUGGCAGCAAACGAUCCCAAUAGAUUUAGAAUUACAAGACAAACAACCUUUGCUCGUCGCCACCUCAGUUCUUGCACUCAAACAUCAUUCCAACUUUGGAUCAAAUGUUUCUUAAGGCAAUUCUUCCACUCCGUGGCCAAAGUUGACUAUCUCACUCUCCGACACGGCUUCAUCUCUGCUCACCUAUCGUCCAACAACGCAUUCAACUUCCAAAAGUAUAUACAAAGAUCGUUGGACGACGAUUUCAAAGCUGUUGUUGGAAUCACUCCUCUUAUGUGGCUAACAGUGGUCGUCUUCAUGCUCCUCGACGUUCAUGGUUGGCAAAUAUACCUUUGGAUGUCAUUUGUACCACUGAUUAUAGUUUUGGUUGUGGGGACGAAAUUGGAAGUGAUCGUGGCGAAGAUGGCGCUUCAGAUCAAAGAGCAAAGCCAUGUGAUAAAAGGAAGUCCUCUCGUUGAGCCAAACGACACGCAUUUCUGGUUCCGUCAUCCCCGUUUCGUCUUAACCCUCCUGCACUACACGCUGUUUUUAAACACGUUCGAGAUGUCAUUUUUUCUAUGGGUCACUUGGCAAUUCGGGUUAAAGUCUUGUUACCAUGAACACACCGAGUUCAUCGUCACCCGAGUCGUGUUAGCGGUGACUGUCCAGGUCUUGUGCAGCUACAUUACGUUAAUUAUGGCAGGGGAUAUUUUGAUGGGGUCAAGCUACAAGAGCGCAAUCUUGGAAGAACAAAUAGCAAGGGCAUUGAGGCAAUGGCAUGACCGAGUCAGAGACAAGAGGAAGGAUCAGAAGAAACACAACAAGUUGGAUGUUGAUAACAGCAACAACAACAACAGCAGCAGCAGCAGCAACAAUAUCGACAGUAAUAAGCAGCCUGGUCGGUCCAAACAAGACCGUGAAGGGGGUGAAAUUGUUGAAGAGGAGGCUGGUGAAAUGGUUGAUGAUGGUGACAUAGAGCUCGGCUCUUCAAUAAACCACCCAUCGAAUUGAUCCAUAAUUCUAAAUCUUGUUUAGGAGUGUAUAUAUAUAUAGAGAGAGAGCAUGUUUGUUACUCACACUACUGUGAUAUUCAUAUGAUACGCUCAUAGAAGUUUGGAUCGAGAUAUUAUUAUAAUUUCCAUUUGGUUUAAA
Molecule: messenger RNA, 1695 nt
Organism: Tarenaya hassleriana
Lineage: Eukaryota; Viridiplantae; Streptophyta; Magnoliopsida; Brassicales; Cleomaceae
Product: MLO-like protein 3
Exons: 15
Coding region: 31-1554 (507 amino acids)
Biological process (GO): defense response
Cellular component (GO): membrane
Source: RefSeq, a predicted model, not a curated record